UGUACAUCGGCUUGGCUGAACAUCAUAACAAUCGCGAUCUUCUUCCGCCCCCCUCCCCGCCUCAUCUUCGCUGCUCGUGUGGGUGUAUAGCUGCUGGUACCUGGACCGGUCCUCUUCCUUGUAUUUUCUCUUUCUUCUUGUGCAUUAUCAUAAUUCUUCGUCUUGCGUUGCAUUGCUCGGGCAUUUCUCUAUCCUUCUUCCUCUUAUGCCCCGCCGGUCCUAAGCGCCAGCGCUACGCCCAGAUCUAGACGCUUCCUCUUUCUAGAGCACCACCACCCGCGCCCUAGGCCCUGCCAGUUGCAUUCGAUUAGCAUACGAUCAACUCCGGGCUAGCAAUUGACAUCUUUCUGAGUCUUCUUUUACCCCAGCUGUGAAUUUAACGCGGAUAGCGAAGCUUCUGGGCCAAAAUGUCGCUCUCACCAGAGGACCGCCUUCGGUUCACUCCGAUCAUUGAUUCGAUUCUAGCCAGAAGUGAUUUGAAUACCAUCUCCGAGAAGCGCAUUCGCAAAGGCCUUCAGGAAGAGAUCGGAUAUGACCUUACCCCGCAAAAGGCUGCCGUUAAGCAGCUUAUCAUGGAGCGGUUUGACAUCUUUGCGGCCAAAGGGAACAGUGUAGCUGCGCCUGAGCCGGCCGUGACUGCUGCUACCACCACAAAUGGUCACAGCCGCGAUCAUGGCUCCGAAACACCCCCUGCGGAACCUUCAUCUCCCACGCAGUCUUCGGUCUCUCACAAACGUCAAGCAGAUAGCGAGGAUGGCUCGGAUAUUUCGAGCAAGACCCCCCCUGCGAAGAAGAAGAAGCCCGACAAUGACAUUGACGCUGAUGCCCUGUUCGCUGCGAAGCUACAGGCAGAGGAGAACAUGCGCGUCCGCCAGACUCGCGGUGGUAGUACGCGCAGGGCCCCUCCUGUGAAGAAGAACAAGGCGAAGACAUCUAAAAAGGUCAAGGCGGAAGAUGAUUCUGAUCUUGAUUCGGGGUCGGAAUCAGGAAAGAAAGUCAACCGAUCAGGGGGAUUUCAUAAACCACUCACACUAUCACCCGCGCUUUCUGCUUUGUUGGGUGGCGAGGUUACUCUCUCUCGGCCACAGACAGUCAAGCGACUCUGGCAAUACAUUCACGAGCAUGACCUUCAGGACCCUAGCGACAGGCGACAGAUUUGCUGCGACGACGCAAUGCGCGCAGUCUUCAAGCAGGACCGUAUACACAUGUUCACAAUGACCAAGAUCCUGAGUCAAAACCUUUACAGUCCUGACGAAUAACCUGUUACCUGCUACCAAGAGACCACAUUAAUUGCUGCCUUCAGGACAGGGCGGACUGUAAUGGAUGUCUCGCUGCACUUAUGACUAACUUGUUUCCACUCAUUGCACCGCAUAUGGAGACCCGGCGCUACAUCGUUUUCUUUAUUCUCUCAUUACCCUCUCAUAGUGUCUCAUCCUUGGCCUUUGUUUCCGUCACUUGGUUUUACACACUGAUAUUGUCAUUGGCGAAAUGCUUACCCUAUGUUUUCUUUUGUCGAUCUGAAAGUUUCUCUCCAGCGGGAGUUGGUGCUGCCUUUGAAAUAGGCGCGAUGGAUAAUGCUAGUUAGAGAUUAUAUUCUAUUUUUAUGAUGGACUCGUAUAGUCUGUCUUCUCACUGUGUAAACAUU
This is a messenger RNA of Aspergillus saccharolyticus JOP 1030-1, 1645 nucleotides long. RefSeq names its product SWIB/MDM2 domain protein. The transcript is spliced from 5 exons. The record is from RefSeq and is a predicted model, not a curated record. Gene Ontology annotation, cellular component: nucleus; RNA polymerase I upstream activating factor complex. Gene Ontology annotation, molecular function: RNA polymerase I cis-regulatory region sequence-specific DNA binding. The coding region runs from base 408 to 1259 and encodes 283 amino acids. Gene Ontology annotation, biological process: transcription initiation at RNA polymerase I promoter; nucleolar large rRNA transcription by RNA polymerase I. NCBI's taxonomy places the organism in Eukaryota, Fungi, Ascomycota, Eurotiomycetes, Eurotiales, Aspergillaceae.